UCACACACAGGCACCGACAGCUCCCACCGUAAAUCGGUUCAUCUGAUCAAUCAAAAGAUGAAAAGCUUUGCACAGGUAGAGAAAGUGAAAGCAGGUAGAGAGGAGGUGAUUUAAGAGCAGAGCCGACAGCCUCUUAUUCACCUGAGCUACGCAGUUGGAUGUUAAUCAACAGAUGCGCUGACAGACACGAUGGACAAGUCCACUAAAAGCCCGGAGGAGGACACAGUGUCCCUGAAGAGCAACGGGAAGAUGCCGGCCUGCGGUGUCACGAAGGAGAAGCAGGGCAUCAUGCGGACGUUCAGAGAGAGCGUCCGACGCACUGUAGCGAAGAACCCACUUUCACCUGAAGGCAAAGGGUCAAAGGUCAAACCCAAGGAAGACACAUCUGGAAAAGAGUUGGGGUUAAAAACGCCUCCCUCACCCAGUCCGAGCGCCGGCUCUCCGGUUAAAUCUCCUCUGAAGAUGAUUGGAAACAUCUUCCAGAGCAAACAGGAAGACGAGGGUGACGUCACUCAACAGAAAAGCAAACCUAUAAAGCGAACAAAGACAGAUCCCAACAUGUCGGCGACCCAUGAAUAUUUCACAAGAGGAAACUUAACUCAAAGUUUGAAUUUCGGCAGGAGGUACAAAAAUAAAAACGCUAAAGAAAAUAAAGCUGUCCCUGAAGGCACCUUGGAGGAGAAGGAGGAGGAGAAAAAGGAAGAGGUGCUGACAGAGGUCGAGGAGACGUACACACUGCCAGAAAUACCCCACACUCUGCUGUCAGUGAUGGAGAUCAGCAAACUGAUAGAGAUGAAGGAGCUGGAGGAUUCUCACCUUCACCUGCUCGCCCUGCGUCAGGAGUUCCAGCAGGAAAAGGAGCGCUGCGGCGAGGUUUCACCCGUGGAGUUCAUGAAGAAGGAAAAAGACCUCAGCCUCCUCUAUGGAAACCUGAGGAACAAGAUCACCGCCAUAGUGCGCGACUCCAACUCUCUUCCCUUCGGUAACGAAGAACUGCUGCUCCCCCUGGCCCGCAUCAUCCAGGAGGAGGAGAAGAGAGCUGAGGAACCGGGAAGUCUGCAGGGCAGCUGGAUGGAGGCCUGGAGGGAGGCGGUGGGCGAGGGGGUGAAGGCGAAGCUGGAGAGCGUGCGUCUGGAGCAGAGUGAGCAGAGGGAGCAGAAGCCCUCCUGGCUGGCUGAUCACCUGGGUUUGCUGGGUAAGACCAUCGUGGAGGACUUGAAGAACGUGAAGAGGAAGCUGCGGUGGUCUUACCCGCCCAGCUUCAAAGUCUUCGGCACCUACGUGACGAGUUACCACCGCGGCGUCGCGCAGCAUCUGAAGAAGCUGGAGCAGCAGGCGACGGAGCUGAGGGAACUGUACAGUCUGCUGGACUGGAUCAUCAACAUGUACAAGAGCGAGAGCAUUAUGGGAAGUCAGUGCCUGCAGCCGGAUAUGAACGAUGAAAGCACCGAGCUGCAGCUGGAGGAAAACUUCCUGAAGCAGCUGAAAGACAAAUUCUGCAGCAGAGCGAAGGACGACAUCCGGUUUUCACUCAACAAACUCAUUGAACUUGAAAUUGAAGAAUUCUGGGGGGUCAAAAAUCAUCCAGUAACGGAGGAGAACUACUUUGACUCUAAGAUGCAUAUGGACAUCUGGACGAGAAUGGAGGGAGCUGUUCAAAACUCUCGAGCAAUUGAUGCCCAGCUGGAACAGAGAGUCACGUCUUCCUACCUCGAGGAACUGAAACCGUUUCCUAAACGGUUUGAGUUGGAGUUCAACCGUCACUGCGGCACUCUCAAACCACAGCCUCUUUGGACAGAGUAUCAGAUAACGUACAUCAACACCUUCACUGUUUUACAGCAGCACAUGGAGGGAUACCUGGCCACCUGUCCAGGUGAGGUGGAAGACUUCAGAAUAGAGGUGAAGCGUCUGAUUGUCAGGCUGCUGCAGGGCCUGGAGGACCAGUUCAAAGAGGAGGUCAAGCCCUAUCUGAGGGGGAUGAUGACGAGGAAGUGGCUGAAUGAUGACAGCGACUUCACUCAGCUUUACAAACGAACAGAGACUCUUUCCCAGCACUGCGCUCACAUGAGGCCUCCGCACCUCCAGGAGUUUGCAAGUCGGUUGCACUACCAUGUGGUGAGGGAAUACAUCGGCCAGCUGAUGAAGAAUAACUACUCGUGCAAGAACCGGAAACACGAGAAUGCUGCGAGCAAGAUCCGUCACCAGUGGAAUAAACUCGAUGACGUGUUUGAUGAUAUGGAGUUGACUCACGAGUGGCUGCAAUCAGUAGGAGAAGACCUGUGUAACAUCAUCGGACAGAAGAACAAGACGGACAUAAAGAACCACAUUGAACCUUUAGUGAGGCAGUACCCCGACUUCAGCAAGAGCCACCUGGUUGCUGUCCUGAACUUCAGAGGCCUGGUGAGAGGCCGUGAAUACCAGCUGAUCCUGCAGCGAUUCACGGAGCUCAAGAAAAAACUGAGCGGCGGCGGCGGCGGCGACAGAAGCCGAGUUUUUUUUGGCGACAUGCAGGUGACCACCAAUGCAGACUGCUUGUCCAAUCUGCCGUUCUCCUGCUUCAGCGUCCUGCUGCCAAACAACUGAUGAAACACAGAGGAGGAAAUGUUUUAUGGAAGAGGAAUAACAGCUGAAGACGGGGAUUUGUGACAGUU
Seriola dumerili (greater amberjack) is the source of this 2651-nucleotide messenger RNA. It is a transcript of the gene exoc3l4, whose product is annotated as exocyst complex component 3 like 4. The record is from RefSeq and is a predicted model, not a curated record. Lineage: Eukaryota; Metazoa; Chordata; Actinopteri; Carangiformes; Carangidae. Gene Ontology annotation, cellular component: exocyst. Gene Ontology annotation, biological process: exocyst localization; exocytosis. The transcript has 14 exons. Gene Ontology annotation, molecular function: SNARE binding. Bases 190 to 2583 code for a protein of 797 amino acids.